CCGGAGAAGGAAGCGCGGGUCCCGCAUGAGCGCCGGCGGUGGCGGCAGCGAAAGGGAACGAGGCGGUGGCGGGCGGAGGCGGCGGGUGAGGGCUGCGACGACCAGUGAAGCGGCUGCUGCUGCUGCUGCGGGGGCCGCAGCCCAGGCGCGGGGGCGACGACAGGUUAAAAAUCUGUAAGAGCCUGAUUUUAGAAUUCACCAGCUCCUCAGAAGUUUGGCGAAAUAUGAGUUAUUAAACCUACGCUCAGAUCAAGUUAGCAGCUAGACUGGUGUGACAACCUGUUUUUAAUCAGUGACUCAGAGCUGUGAUCACCCUGAUGUCACCGAAUGGCCACAGCUUGUAAAAGUGCCAGCAGGUUUAUUUUUUGUUUUGCAAGCCUGCUCUGCCUCCUUACAGUAUGACAUCUGAUGCUGGAGGGUCGCACUUUCAAAAAUGAGUCAGCUGGUACAUGGGGUUAUCAUCACUUUUUAGCUCUUCUGUCUGAGAGAUACAAGUUUGGAAGCAAUCUUGGGGUACUUACCCACAAGGCUGGUGGAGACCAGAUCAUCAGGAGAACCUCAGUCUGACGACAUUGAAGCUAGCCGAAUGAAGCGAGCAGCUGCAAAACAUCUAAUAGAACGCUACUACCACCAGUUAACUGAGGGCUGUGGAAAUGAGGCCUGCACGAAUGAGUUUUGUGCUUCCUGUCCAACUUUUCGUCGUAUGGAUAACAAUGCAGCAGCUAUUAAAGCCCUUGAGCUUUAUAAGAUUAAUGCAAAACUCUGUGAUCCUCAUCCCUCCAAGAAAGGAGCAAGCUCAGCUUACCUUGAAAACUCUAAAGGUGCCCCUAACAACUGCUCUGACAUGAAAAUGAACAAGAAGGAUGGACAAGGAGCACGAGAUGAUUUUAAAGAUGUGACUUACCUAACAGAAGAGACGGUAUAUGAAAUUCUAGAAUUAUGUAGAGAGAGGGAGGAUUAUUCCCCUUUAAUUCGUGUUAUUGGAAGAGUUUUUUCUAGUGCUGAGGCAUUGGUACAAAGCUUUCGGAAAGUCAAACAACACACCAAGGAAGAACUGAAAUCUCUUCAAGGAAAGGAUGAAGACAAAGAUGAAGAUGAAAAGGAAAAAGCUGCAUGUUCUGCUGCAGCUAUGGAAGAAGAUUCAGAAGCAUCUUCCUCAAGGAUAAGUGAUAGCUCACAAGGAGAUAACAACUUACAAAAAUUAGGUCCUGACGAUGUGUCUGUGGAUAUUGAGGCCAUUAGAAGGGUCUACACCAGAUUGCUCUCUAAUGAAAAAAUAGAAACUGCCUUUCUCAAUGCACUUGUGUAUUUGUCACCUAAUGUGGAAUGUGACUUGACAUAUCACAAUGUAUACUCCCGAGAUCCUAAUUAUCUGAAUUUAUUCAUUAUUGUCAUGGAGAAUAGAAAUCUCCACAGUCCUGAAUAUCUGGAAAUGGCUUUGCCACUGUUUUGCAAAGCAAUGAGUAAGCUACCCCUUGCAGCCCAAGGAAAACUGGUCAGACUGUGGUCUAAAUACAGCGCAGACCAGAUUCGGAGAAUGAUGGAAACGUUUCAACAGCUUAUUACAUACAAAGUCAUAAGCACUGACUUUAACAAUCGAAAUCUAGUGAACGAUGAUGAUGCUAUUGUUGCUGCUUCCAAGUGCUUGAAAAUGGUUUACUAUGCAAAUGUAGUGGGAGGGGAAGUGGACACAAAUCAUAAUGAAGAAGAUGAUGAAGAGCCCAUUCCUGAGUCCAGUGAAUUGACACUUCAGGAGCUAUUGGGAGAAGAAAGAAGGAACAAGAAAGGUCCUCGAGUGGACCCACUAGAAACUGAACUUGCUGUUAAAACUCUGGAUUGUCGAAAACCACUUAUCCCUUUUGAAGAGUUUAUUAAUGAACCACUGAAUGAUGUUCUAGAAAUGGAUAAAGAUUAUACUUUUUUCAAAGUAGAAACAGAGAACAAAUUCUCUUUUAUGACAUGUCCCUUUAUAUUGAAUGCUGUCACAAAGAAUUUGGGAUUGUAUUAUGACAAUAGAAUUCGCAUGUACAGUGAACGAAGAAUCACUGUUCUCUACAGCUUAGUUCAAGGACAGCAGUUGAAUCCAUAUUUGAGACUCAAAGUCAGACGUGACCAUAUCAUAGAUGAUGCCCUCGUCCGGCUAGAGAUGAUCGCUAUGGAAAAUCCUGCAGACUUGAAGAAACAGUUGUAUGUGGAAUUUGAAGGAGAACAAGGAGUUGAUGAGGGAGGUGUUUCCAAAGAAUUUUUUCAGCUGGUUGUGGAGGAAAUCUUCAAUCCAGAUAUUGGUAUGUUCACAUAUGAUGAAUCUACAAAAUUGUUUUGGUUUAAUCCAUCCUCUUUUGAAACUGAGGGUCAGUUCACUCUGAUUGGCAUAGUACUGGGUCUGGCUAUUUACAAUAACUGUAUACUGGAUGUACAUUUUCCCAUGGUUGUCUACAGGAAACUAAUGGGGAAAAAAGGAACUUUUCUUGACCUGGGAGACUCUCACCCUGUUCUAUAUCAGAGUUUAAAAGACUUACUGGAGUAUGAAGGGAAUGUGGAAGAUGAUAUGAUGAUCACUUUCCAGAUAUCUCAGACGGAUCUUUUUGGUAAUCCAAUGAUGUAUGAUCUAAAGGAAAAUGGUGAUAAAAUUCCAAUUACAAAUGAAAACAGGAAGGAAUUUGUCAAUCUCUAUUCUGACUACAUUCUCAAUAAAUCAGUAGAAAAACAGUUCAAGGCUUUUCGGAGAGGUUUUCAUAUGGUGACCAAUGAAUCUCCUUUAAAGUACUUAUUCAGACCAGAGGAAAUUGAAUUGCUUAUAUGUGGAAGCCGGAAUCUAGAUUUCCAAGCACUAGAAGAAACUACAGAAUAUGACGGUGGCUAUACCAGGGACUCUGUUGUGAUUAGGGAGUUCUGGGAAAUCGUUCAUUCAUUUACAGAUGAGCAGAAAAGACUCUUCUUGCAGUUUACAACGGGCACAGACAGGGCACCUGUGGGCGGACUAGGAAAAUUAAAGAUGAUUAUAGCCAAAAAUGGCCCAGACACAGAAAGGUUACCUACAUCUCAUACUUGCUUUAAUGUCCUUUUACUUCCGGAAUAUUCAAGCAAAGAAAAACUUAAAGAGAGAUUGUUGAAGGCCAUCACUUAUGCCAAAGGAUUUGGCAUGCUGUAAAAAACAAAAAAAAGGGGGGGGGGAGAAAAAAAUUUAAAAUUUUAAUAAAUAUAACAAGAGGGAUAAAAUUGGUGGUGAUAGUGACCCAGUACAAAAAGGCUGUAAAAUAGUGAACCACAGUAGUCACCUAUGUCUGUGCCUCCCUUCUUUAUUGGGGAUAUGUGGGCUGGAACAGCAGAUUUCAGCUACUUAUAUGAACAAAUCCUUUAUUAUUAUUAUUAUUUUAUUUUAUUUUUUUGCGUGAAAGUGUUACUUUUUCUUUCACUUGUAUGUACAGAGAGGUUUUUCUGAAUAUUUAUUUUAAGGGUUAAAUCACUUUUGCUUGUGUUUAUUACUGCUUGAGGUUGAGCCUUUUUGCAUAUUUAAAAAAUAUAUACCAACAAACUACUCUCCCAAGGAAAAUAUUGCCACCAUUUGUAGACCAUGUAACCUUCAAGUAUGUGCUAUUUUUUUUUGUCCCUGUAUCUAACUCAAAUCAGGAGCUGUAUUUUUUUUUUAAACAAUUUGCUUUUGAAACUUGAAGUCUUGAAAACAGUGUGAUGCAGUUGCUGCUGUUCUAGUCCCCAAAGAGUUUUCUGUGCAAAAUCUUAAAAUCAAUAAAGAUGGAAGGGAGAACUUGGAAUGUUUAACUGCAGCCCUCAGAACUUUACUUUAGUAACAGCACAACGAAUUAAAAACAACUCAUGCCACAGUAUGUCGUCUUCAUGUGUCUUGCAAUGAACUGUUUCAGUAGCCAAUCCUCUUUCUUAGUAUAUGGAAGGACAGGGAUUUGUUGUUGUCGUCACUGUUGUUGUUGUUGUUGUUGUUGUUUUAAGUUUACUGGGGAAAAGUGCAUUUGGCCAAAAGAAAUGGUAGUCAAACCCUUUGCAAGAAAGGUAGGAAGUUUGUUGUUUAUUAUAAACAUAAAGCAUGUGAAAGUGCACUUAAAAUAAAUUUUUUAUUAAUUGCUUAUUACCCGCAUUUUAAAUAGACAAUCCAAAGUCUUCCCUUCAUGUUGCCAUCAUCUUAUCUAAUCAGCCAUUUUAUCAAGGCACAUGAUCAGUGUUGGAACAUAAUGGAAAGGAUGGCUACUGUGCCUUGUUUUACCUAAUCAUACAGUAAGCAGAGACCUGGAAGUGAAUGGAACUAUUACUCUUUAGUCCUAUUUACAUUGUCUAUCCCCAAAGAUUAAAGUUUAUUUCAAAAAGUAAGUGUUAAAUAAUACUUUCAUGUACUAUGGAAAAGUACAGGUUGGUUUAAAUUACUGGACAUUCAGAAGUAAGUAGUUUCUUCCCCUUUCUAGUCUUCUGUGUCUGUGUUGUUAAUUUCUUUUAUUGCAAUAUAAAAUAAAAGGAUUAUGUAUUUUUAACUGAAAAGAGACAUAUUGAUAUAUCCUUUUACUACAAGUUACAGCUAAUGUGCUGAGCUUGUGCCUCGAUGAUUGUUUUAACUGACUAUGACAGAUCAAUUUGAUGAUUUGUUUGAAAUUGGCAGGAAAAAUACAGCUUUCAAAUCAUUGGAGGGGGAAAGAGGAUGUCUUUAAGAAUUAUUUUAAUUCUUUUAGUAAUUGAGACUUAACUGUUAUGUACCAUAAUGCUAAAUAAAAGUGACAUUUUUCACCAUAAUUUAGUGGAAAAAGAAGACAUUGCUUUCCAUAUUGUGAUAAAGUAACAUGGGGUUUUUCUGGGCCAGCCUUUAGAACACUGUUAACGUAUGUACACUGCCUUGAUGCAAGGGACCCUCAUGCUACUACAGUCAUCUUAAAAGGCCUCUCUCUCAUUCUUGUGCUUCUUGUGUAUAAUGAAAGUGAGAAUAAGAGAAAUCAAAUACUCUGGGGGCGUUUUGUAUAAUAAAUUCAUGAAGAAAUUUGUGUUCUUUGGUUCUCAAGUUUUAUUAUCACUACAGUAUUGAAGUUCUACAGUUGUAAUAAUAUCUGUGUGAAGUUUUUGAAUAGUAAUUGAGUAUAGGUUAUCAGACAUGGAAUUCACAUCAAAUAGACUUUUAACAAACAGUUGAAAAUAAACCUACCCUUGAAAAUAUUUUAAGAGAAAAAUUCAUUGGUUGUCUAGACUAAUUGCUCUCACUUGCUUAGUAACUAAUUAUCCUGGGCAUGUUACCACUUCUUUUUAUCAUUGCCUCCUUUUCACUACUGUUUACAAAAUGUCACGGAACAAUAUCUUUAGGAAGAGGAAAAAAAAUAGAAAUUUUAACUGUAGUAGAUAUCUACCCCAGAUGUCAUGUUAUAAAGUACUCUUUUGCCUGGAUAAGCAGGAAGCUCUGGAGGAAAUAAAGAACCAUAAACUAAAGUAAUUGGUUUUCCAAAUAAAAUACAAAUUUUCUCUUAUAUAUCAUUGUUACUCAGUAUUUCAAACAUACAAUAAAAACACGGCCUGUAGCCAAACUUUUCUGGAGCCUGGCCGCUUCAGCAAAUUGAGUUGGAUUUCCUCCCCUAUAUACUUUCCUGGGCUGUGCUUAGUUGUGUGAUUAAAAAAAAAACACGGCCUGUAGCCAAACUUUUCUGGAGCCCGGCUGCUUCAGCAAAUUGAGUUGGAUUUCCUCCCCUAUAUACUUUCCUGGGCUGUGCUUAGUUUUGUGAUAAAAUCCAGUGACAACUUCCCUAGCUUUAUUUUGGGAUACAUACCUAAGCAGGGAGAUACACGAAAUGAGGCUUCAAACAGAACUUGCUGAUGGUAUUCAUUUCCCCAUUGGCACAGGUCCAUCUUAUUAGAAAAGACAUGAUUGUAACCUGGCAACAUGACUCCCUGUUCCCAUAAUACCAUGACUGUGCUGGGAUUUCAGGCCCCUUUAAGGGGUUUUCUCAAGAAUUUCAUUCAAACUGUCAUUGGAAGGAGUGUCUUCCCAAGGCUGCUCUCUGUAGUCAUGCUCCCCUUACCUGUUUACCUUAAAUUUCUUUUUUGACCUUCCACUGGCUUCUAAGGACCAUCUUUACCCUCCCUACCCCUUCCCUGAGCCGCCAGAGAAUUCAAAGCACAGCUUCCUCUGGCUCUCUCUCUUGUUGUCUUUUACCCACAGUGUUAGUGUAUAAUUUCCUGGGGAGGCUAGAGAGUGUUACUAGUGCAGAGUCUCGAGACUUUUUCUUUUCCCCUAUUCAAAUCCAGUAGUUGACUUUUGUUAACCACUGUAGGAAGAUUUUGGUGCAGAUGUGUCCCUGUGAGAAAUGCUGCUAAACUAUUGCUGUGCCACUAAAAAUGCUUUCCUGAAAGAUACUCAUAGCCUCCUACUUGCCAGUGAGAACUCCAGUAACCUUGGCAGCACCCUGAACUUGGUUCAUCUGCUACUGUCCUUUUUUCAGUUGGAUGGAUACUACUAUAAUUGUAAAGUUCUGGUCUGUACCUGCCCAAUUCUGUCUGUUAUUCCUCCACCACUCAAAAAGAUUCUUCCUCAAAUCCAUGUCUUCUGCUCAGUCUCUAUCCCCAGAAUAUCUUUCUGGUACCUCAAAAUCAAUGCACUUAAAAAUGAAACUCUUAUGUCUGUACCUACCAUUUAUUGUUUCUUCCUUAAAAGCAUCAUUUUCAACUCAGAAUCCCUCAUCCCUCAGUUAUCACUGCUUGUAUCAUUUCUUUCCCCCUCCAUCCUUCAACAUACUUCCUUUCAGCCCCUGAUCCUCUGACUCCCCUGGAUGCUGUUAGUAGCUUCCUAACUCAUCUGCCUGACUAACGUCCUCUUGCAUUCUUUUUUGUUCUGCCAAAACACAAUUUUGCUAAUUUAAAUAUCCUUUCCUUCAAAACUUGUUCCCCUUUGAAUAAAUCUGCAAGCCUGCAUCCAAAACCCUCCAUAGGCUCAGCCCCACCUCCUUUUCCAAUUUUACCAUCAGUUACAGGCAUGUCUCCCUGCGUCCCCACCCACAUCUUAUUUACCAUCAGUUACAGGCAUGUCUCCCUGCAUCCCCACCCACAUCUUAGCACGCUGUGCUUAAUUAUUUCAUAUUUCUCAAGUAACCUUGAAGGCCAAAAUUUUAAAAGCGCCUCACGCAUAAAGACUUCAUCAACCCCCAGAGUGCCUCUGUAACCUAACAGCACCCCAAACUUCCAUGGUAGUACAUGCAUGGUUGGGCACAUCGAACAGUGAGGAAUCACUGGGAUUUUUCUUUUUUUCCCAUAAUCAUUACCUGAUGUGGGCAGAUUCAUGGGGAAGAUUGUUUAUCUUUGUGCCUCUGCCAUGUAGUAGUUGCAUAAUAACUUUGUUAAAGGAUUAGCUCUAUUUUUCCACUAGCUUGUCAAUCACUACCUGAUGAAUGAUUGAAAAUGACUCAGUGUGCCAUAGAAUGUUCAAUGAAGCUUCUCUUUUUUCCACUAAAGAUGGCCUCAGUCUCCUCCCUCCUCCCCCAAAAAGGUUUUUAUUUUAAAUAUUUGAAUAUUUAGUGGCUAAAGAACUUGCUCUUGGAGGAAGUGGCUCCCCAGAAUAACCGGCUCUGUCAUUUCAGCCUGUGAAACUGUAGGUUACUAAGAGGGGAAGGAUGAAAAGAACAAAGUCCUUGAAGGCAAGAUUUUCCUGCUUUAUGGAUGUGCUCUGGCAACCAGGAGCCUCUGUGCAGCCAGCCUCUGUGGCUACACUCCUCUCCCAGUGGAGAUGGGAGCGGGUGUCUUACACCAUCCUGCUGUUGCCAAACCCUCACAUCAAGGAGCUAUUCUUUGCUAAAUACUGUGUUUUUUAUACUAAAUGAAGCACUCACCAUGAUGAAUACCUGUUUUGCCAGAACCUUAUAACCAUUGCUACAAAUUGACCCUUAAAUCAGGAUUCUUAUGUUCAGCUGAACAGGAUCGGGAAUAAUUAUCCUAUCUUCCAGUCUCCAGGAAACCAUAGAAAAUGUGAUGGGCAUGUGUCUAGUAAAUAGUGCACAGAUUGAGGGCACAACCUUCAGAGUUGGAUGACUGGGUCUCAGUCCUGGCUCUGCCCUUCCUUCAGCUUGGAUUAUCAUAUCCAAGACUCAGUGAAGUUGAGAUACAGAUGCUAGGCAACCUGUUGCAAGACAGAAAAGGGAAUCCAUUGAGAGGCUGGAGAUGCUUGUAGCGAUUUCUUUUGCAGGAGUUGACCCUCAUCUACCUCAAAAAGGAGGAGGGGUGUUUUCCCUCAUCUUUGUUUUUUUAAUUAAGAUAAUUCACAUAAUAAAAUUCACCCCUUUAAGGUAUAUAAUUAGUGGCUCUUAGAAUAUUCACAAGAUUGUGCAAGCAUCACAUAUAAUUCCAGAGCAUCUUCAUCACUGCAAAAAAAGAAAAAAAUCUUGUACCCAUUGAAAGUGUCUCUCCCCGCUCUCCAAGUGCUAACCACUAAUCUACUUACCUACUUUUUGUCUAUAGAUUUGCCAAUUUUGGAUAUUCCAUAUCAAUAGAAUCAUACAACAUGUGGCCUUUUGUGUCUAGCUUUUUUCACUUAGAACAAUGUUUUCAAGGUGCAUCUAUGUUGCAGUAUGUUUCAGCACUUCAUUUCUUUUUAUAGCUGAAUAAUAUUAUAUUGCUAUACCAUAUUUUUGUUCAUUUGGUAGAUAUUUGUGUAGUUUUCACUGUUUGGCUAAUAAGUACUACAACCAUGAACAUUGUGUACAAGUUUUUAUGUGGACAUAAGCUUUCAUUUCUUUUGACUAUGUACACAGGAGUGAAUUCCUGGGUCAUAUGCCCAAUCCUUUCAAGGAACUGCCAACUGUUUUCCAACGUGGCUGCACUAUUUUACAUUCCCACCAGCAACUUGAGUUCUUAUUCCUCCACAUCCUGGCCAACACAUAUUAUCUGACUUUGAUUCCAGCCGUCCUAGUGGGAGUGAAGCGAUAUCUCAGUUUUGAUUUGCAUUUUCCUAAUGACUAAUGAUGUUGAGCAUCUUUUCAUGUGCUUUUGGCUGUUUUAUCAUCUUUAGAGACAUGUUUAUUCAGAACAUUUCCCCAAUUUUUGAUUGAGUUGUCUUUUUAUUAUUGAGUUGUUUAAUUUUGAUGCAAGUCCCUUACCAGAUAAGUUAUUUGCAAAUAUUUUAUCCCAUCCUUUGGAUAGUAUUUUCACUUUAUUGAUGGUGUUCUUUGAAGUACAAAAGACUUUAAUUUUGGUGAUGUCCAAAUUAUCUAUUUUUUCUUUUGUUGCUUGUGCUUUUGGUGUCAUAUCUUAAAGAAUCAUAUGUGUCUUGUAGUUUUAGCUCCUAUAUUUAGAUCUUUAAUACAUUUUUGCAUAUGGUGCCUUGUAGGAGUCUAGCUUCAUUUUUUGGCAUGUGGAUAUCCAAUUGUCCAGGCACCAGUUGUUGAAAGACUUACUUCCCUGUGAAUAGUGUUGGCACCCUUAUGGAGAAAUAAUUGACCGUAAAUAUAAGACUUUAUUUCUGGACUCUCAAUUUCAUUCCAUUGACCUAUAUGUCAGUCCUUAUGCCAGUACUACAUUGUCUUGAUUACUGUAGCUUUGUAGUAAGUUUUGAAUUUGGGAUGUGUGAAUCUUCUAACUUUGUUCUUUUUCAAGGUCAUUUUGGCUAUUAUGGGUGCCUUGCAGUUCCAUGUGAAUCCUGGGGUCAGCUUAUCAGUUUCUACAAAACAGGCAGCUAGGAUUUUGAUAAGGAUUGUGUUGAAUCUGUAAAUAGAUAUGGGGGAUAUCGCUAAUUUGACAAUAUAAAGGUAUUCAGUUCAUGAACAUGGAUGUCUUUGCAUUUAUUAAGGUCUUUAAUUUUUUCAUUGAUGUUUCAUAGAUUUCAGUGUACAAGUCUUGGUUUCUUUGGUUAAAUAUUUUCCUAAGUAUUUUAUUCUUUUUGUUCUUUUGGAUUUUAUAUAUACAAGAUCAUGCACCUGCCAAAUAGAAAUAGUUUGACUUCUUCCCUUUCACUCUGGGUUCUUUUUAUUUCUUUCUUUUCUAAGUGCCCUGGCUAGCACCUCUAGUACAAUAUUGAAUGGAAGUGGCAAGAACAGAUAUCUUUAUCUUAGUCCUGAUUUUAUGAGGAAAGCAUUUAAUCUUUCACCAUUGAGUGUGAUGCUAACGGUAGGUUUUUCAUAGCUGCUUCAGGUUGAGGAAAUUUUCCUUCCCUUUCUAGUUUGUUGAGUGUUUUUUCUCAAGAAAGGAUAUUAGAUUUUGUCAGAUGUUUCUUCUGCUUCUGUUAAGAUGGUCAUGUGGGUUUUGCCCUUUAUCACAUUGAUGGAUUUUGGUAUGUUGUACCAACCCUGCAUUCAUGGGGUUAUCCUACAGGUCCAUGGUACACAAACCUUCUAAUAUGCUGCUGGGUUUGGUUUGUUUGUAUUUUGUUCAGAAUAUUGCCGAAUAAAGGGCACAUUUACCAAUGA
This is a messenger RNA of Delphinapterus leucas (beluga whale), 10391 nucleotides long. The record is from RefSeq and is a predicted model, not a curated record. Lineage: Eukaryota; Metazoa; Chordata; Mammalia; Artiodactyla; Monodontidae.